Molecule: messenger RNA, 3944 nt
Organism: Oncorhynchus kisutch (coho salmon)
Lineage: Eukaryota; Metazoa; Chordata; Actinopteri; Salmoniformes; Salmonidae
Product: protein FAM83B-like
Exons: 5
Coding region: 231-3245 (1004 amino acids)
Biological process (GO): signal transduction
Cellular component (GO): membrane; cytoplasm
Molecular function (GO): protein kinase binding
Source: RefSeq, a predicted model, not a curated record
AGGUUUGAUCUGCAGCAUCAUCGACUGCUCACUUUUUAACUUCAGUCACACGACAGCGGUGCCAGUCAGGGUUGACUUGCUGGCUGUGAUUCACAAUGUUCAACUUACUGGACAAUUGAACACAUUCAAUGGGAUUUUAAAAGCAGAAAGAGCUGGUUAUCAUUGCUGACCAUGAAGUAAUAACCCCAUUCUACAUAAAUCAGAGAUCCUCUCAGGGGGAGAUCAUACAAAUGGAAUCCAAGCUCUCCUGUCUGUUGUCCUUCAAAGAAGACAUGAUUCCAGUGGAAUACAUUCAGCCACACUACAAGGAGUCCUACCGGCUUGCCAUCUACGCUCUGGUCAGUGGGGGUAGAGAUGCCUACCAGGAGUACCUCAAAGCCGAACAACUCAGUGUCUUUCUCUCUGAAGAGGAGGUCAUCUUCAUUUUGGACAAUGCAGAGUUGCCAGUCCCGGAGGAUGAGGAUUAUGAAGCAGGGAAACGUAAAAGUGAAGAAAAUGUCAUAGCUCCCUCGACUUACUUCCCCACUGAGUCAGAUGAGGAGGUUCCUGACCUUGACCUCGGCUGGCCAGAGGUCACCAAUGAGAACGUGGAGACAAACAUCAGCCUGCUUUUCCACCCUCCCAGACACAACACACCGACCAUCAAAGAGACGAUACGUAAACAAAUCCAAGAGGCAAGACAGGUUAUUGCUAUAGCGAUGGAUGUCUUCACUGACGUUGAUAUUUUUAAGGAGAUUAUCAAUGCAACUACUAGGGGAGUGAUGGUCUACAUACUUCUUGAUGACUUCCAAUUCAAAAGCUUUCUGAAUAUGGCUAAGAGCGCAGGUGUCCAAAUCCAAGAGCUCAAGAACCUGCGAGUUCGGACAGUGAAAGGACAGCAGUACAUGUGUCGAUCUGGAGCAAAGUUCCAUGGAUCUUUGGAGCAGAGGUUUCUUUUGGUGGACUGCAAAACAGUGUUGUACGGCACAUACAGCUUCAUGUGGUCCUUUGAGAAGAUCAACCUCAGCAUGGUCCUGGUGGUCACAGGGCAGCUGGUGGGCUCCUACGACGAGGAGUUCAGACGUCUGUUCGCCCGAUCCACUCUUCCCGCCACUCUCUCUCAGGAGAGACACUCCCAGAAAGAGCCGGCUACGUCCACAUACGACCCUUAUUCUGGUCGGAACUUCGGGAGCAGACUCUCGCUUGACCAGAUUCACAUGCGAUCCCGUGGGAGACAGCUUGGCUUGAUGAGCUCUACCGGUCAACAGAAGGACGAUCGAUACAACAAUGGACAGAUGGUCAAAAGAGGACUGAGCUUUCAGGACAGACUGAAUCAAUCUCACUGCACCGAUAUGGUGAAACUUGUGAGGGGACACAGCUACGCCGGAGAGCUGCCGCGGAGAGGGAAUUCCACAACUCACUUGAGGAAUGUAAGAGAUGAAGCUGGCGGCGCUCACGGUGCCCCUGAGAGAGGCAGAUGCAGCGAGGAUCUACUGUUACCAGGCAGGAUGAAUCAUUACACGCAGAAGAGGUACGGCAUUGACCAACAGCAUGUACUCCCUUACAGCAGUGAGAACUCACUUAACAGGUGGAAAAUCGACUCGUACCUCAAUAACAGUGAUGCGACCCUAGGGGAGCCAGUUGAUAAUCUGCAUCUGCCUGACAGCACUCAGAACCCAAACACAUCAUCCCGGAUGAGAACAUCAGUCCUCUUCAACAGCCGCCUGACAGAGCAGUCUGAAACUCCUAACUAUAUGUCUGAGCACUCUGUGACAUCUCCACAAGGCAGUCUAUGGAUGCUAUCUCCACAGGGCAGUCUAAGAGUGACAUCCCCACAGAGCAGUCUAGGAGUGACAUCUCCACAGGGCAGUCUAGGUGGCCUAAGCAACUUCCAAACCCAACUGACCCCUGCUAGAUUGAGGGAGAGUCAGACGAGACUGGAAGAGAUCAGACAGAAAAGGCUCAGUUUACAUGAGUAUGAGGAACCUGUCAGCAACUUAAGGCCAGGGCAGAGCCAGGAUUCUCACCGGCUGUCUAUUUUCUCUACUCUGGAAAGAGCUAAAGGAAGGUCGUCAGAGAGAGGCCUGGAUAAAACGCACAGUGCGGCAGAGCUAGCAGGCAGCUCAGAACACAGUUCUAUUCAAGGACCUUCCAGCCGCAGAGAGGAACUCAACCCAGGAGGUCAACAGGAAGAGGAAAACAGAGUUGAAGACCAAAAAUGUAAACUAACCAACUUUAGUGAUGCGCAAAAGUCUGUCUCACAAUACGAUAUCACGACCAAGACAGAGAGGAAUCCUCUUGAUGACUGGCAAGAGCCUCUCUCUAGGACGAUGUCGGCAGCCCAACUGGGAAUACAACUAAAGGAACCUUUGCUCAAGCCCUCCAACUUCAGACCAAUUGGACUUAAUGUGGAGAGCUCUAAAGCGCUAACAUCUUUGAUUGGAAUACCAGAGGAGAAGGAGGGCCCCACCAGGAAGAGUCAUGACUCCGCUGACCAGCUGGCCAACAGCUCUGACUUGGUGCUCUCCGCAGACAAAGAGGAAACAUGCCAAAGUGCGAAUCCAUUGAAACCCAGAACUUCAGUGGAAUCAAUAAUGAAUAUAGUGCAUGCCAAUGUUUCAGUGGAGAAAACGUCACACAAAGAAGAAGGAGCAGAACUCCAAAGGCAGAAUUCAUUCAGAUCCACAAUUCAAAGGAUAGGUUCAGUAAGAUCAAAGCAUUUAGUGCAGGCUGACAUUUCCGCAGAGCAGAGAACCAUCUCAGAUCCUCCUGGAAAACCGUCAGCUGUGCGACUUACUACAUCACCCAAAGGUCAUUCUCCAAGCCCGUCCAGGUCAUCACACAUUGCGGCUGACACUGAAACCGAAAAGGAACAACUAUAUAAUUCUCCCAGCCCAGCAGGUAAAUCCUCAUCUCCUGGGUUAACGACUAGCUGGGUUAGAAGGAGCUUUAGAAAGAAAUGUGUACCGGACCAGGACUCCCUGAGCUCCACAAACACUGUGGAGAGUCAAGCAUCAAUUCAUUCAGACACCGGGCGGAAACGAGCGUAUAGCCGGUUUGAGAGUUUUGUUUCAUUUGACAACAAGCCUUCUGAUAAACCGACAACAGCUACUACGAACCGAUAUGACUCAGACAAGCACGGGAGUUUGUUUGUGAGACAUCCCCCUGUUAGUUCCAUGCACCGCUAUCAGACUGAAACUACUCCCAAUGAAAAUAAGCUUGGCCGAUUCAUACAACGGGUGGGGAAUCUCAUCAGCAAGAAGUGAAUGUUUCAAUGAUGUCUACGAUCAAGGCAAUAACAGCGCUGUUCUAUGACAGGGUUUGUAUUGUAAAUUAGACUGUUAAGUCUUAAGGGAAUUUGCAUGUAUUUUUUGUGCACUGGUUAUGGGAUACAUUUUAUUGUACAAAUGUUGGAAUGUUCUAAUAUGGCAAGUGUGCUAAUUCUGAUAAAGCAAUAUCAUUUUUAUUCCUUACAAGUGAAAUGGUCAGUUAGAUUGUCCCUUAGUUGUCAAUUGAAUACCCCAAACGUGAGUAUAUUACUGUCCUUUGUUUUGAGUUCAUAGUAGACAUUUCGUUUUAAAAAGUGCAUACAUGCAUAUGAAAAGAAUUGCUUCAAUAUAAGGUACCCUGUGCUGUGUGUUCAGCUAUACAUGUCAAAUAAGUUUCAAUGUCAGUAUUCAGUGUGAAGUGGCCAGUUUCCUUUCAUACGUUUUCCCAUGGCACUGUAAUAGGUUGAGAAUGUUAUUUAUGUUUGCGUACCAUACUGACAGCUAUCUACUGUAAGGCAUCAUAAUUCAAGACCCAAAACCCCAGUUGUUUCCUGCUCUCUUUUUAAAGAAAUCUGAUUAAAUGUGAUAAUUCAUUUUCAAUUCAUUUGGGCCCUGCACACAGAUGUUGAUAUUUCAAUCAUGUUUUUAUUGUUUUCUGUCAAAUAUGGAAUAAAAAAAGAUAUAUGUUGAAAGAAA